This is a messenger RNA of Penicillium soppii, 1470 nucleotides long. Its product is annotated as putative MFS transporter Seo1. Gene Ontology annotation, cellular component: membrane. Gene Ontology annotation, biological process: transmembrane transport. The record is from RefSeq and is a predicted model, not a curated record. Bases 1 to 1470 code for a protein of 489 amino acids. The transcript has 5 exons. Gene Ontology annotation, molecular function: transmembrane transporter activity. NCBI's taxonomy places the organism in Eukaryota, Fungi, Ascomycota, Eurotiomycetes, Eurotiales, Aspergillaceae.
AUGGCCCUUCCCCAACAACGGCGGAAAUGGUGGAAGCUGCAAUGGUUUGCAGACCAGGACACCAAAGAAGAAAGAAAGCUCAUCCUCAAGCUGGACUUACUGAUUGUUCCUUAUGCUUUCCUUGCAUACUGGACUAAAUACAUCGACCAGGCCAAUAUCAACAAUGCCUAUGUCUCUGGCCUUAAGGAUGACCUGGGUCUACAUGGAAACGAGCUUGUUCAGCUGCAAACAAUGUACACUAUAGGAGCAGUGGUUGGCCAGCUUCCUUUUAUCUUCCUCUUCACCAAACUUCCUAUGUCCUGGAUGAUUCCUUUUAUGGAUGUUGCGUGGGGAAUCUUCACGUUGGUGCAGUAUCGGGCAAAUUCUUAUGCAGAGCUUGCUGCAUAUCGCUUCCUUGUGGGUUGGUUCGAAGCGGGUUUCUUCCCGGGAAUGCAUUACAUAUUUGGCUCAUGGUACCGCAGCGACGAAAUUGCCCGUCGAGGAGGAUGCUUUUACGUCGGUCUGACCUUCGGCACUUUAACAGCCAGUCUAAUCCAAGCGGGCGCCUCAAGCCGAUUGGACGGCGUCAACGGACUCGCAGGAUGGCGCUGGAUGUACAUCAUUUGCGCAAUUAUUACACUUCCAGUUGCAAUCCUCGGCUACUUCAUUCUCCCCGGUUCACCUGACAAGCCGAACAAAUUCGUGUUGAAAGAGAAAGACGUCCAGCUCGCCAAAGCCCGAUUAGCGCGAGUCGCACACGAAACGAAAGAGAGUACCCUCUCUUGGCGCACAGUGCUCAGAGUUGGCAGUAAUUGGAAGUUCUGGGCCCUCCUUCUACUGGACAUCUUCUUCUGGAACGCAUGUCUGAAUACCAAUGCCGGUGGAUACCAGCUGUGGCUCAAGAGUCUGGAUAAAUAUCCCACUAGUCGUUUGAAUGAGUUGGCUGCUAUCUCCCCUGCUCUGGGUAUAUUCUACACACUGUUCAUCUGCUUUUCGUCAGACCUACUAUUUGGGCCUGCUUGGGCGAUUACGAUUGCUCAUAUAUGGAACAUCGUCGGGCUGAUAAUUCUUGUCGUUUGGGAACUCUCAGAGUCAACUCUAUGGUUUGCUUUCCUGACUACAUAUUCUUCCGUUGCAAUGUCCAGUGUUCUCUAUGGCUGGAUCAAUAGCCAGCUCCGAGCCUCUCCAGUUGAGCGUGCCCUGACACUGAUCAUUGUCAAUACAAUUGCCCAGUCCACCACGGCAUGGACCCCUCUUUUGGUAUUCAAAACUGUCGAGGGCCCGCGAUUUACAAAGGGCUACUCCUUUGUUCUUGCCAACGCUAUAUGCUUGAUUCUGCUCGCGCAUGUGAUUCAAUACUUCAUUUCACGAGAAGAGAAGAAUAUGUCAAACCGGGAGAGCCUUUCCGAUUCAGAAAGCGCAGGUGUUGCGAGUAGCUUCGAACCGGGUGUUCAAAGCGAUACGCUGCAAGGGAAAGUUGAUACUCAUUGA